Ictidomys tridecemlineatus (thirteen-lined ground squirrel) is the source of this 6877-nucleotide messenger RNA. It is a transcript of the gene Mlxip, whose product is annotated as MLX interacting protein. Gene Ontology annotation, molecular function: RNA polymerase II cis-regulatory region sequence-specific DNA binding; protein dimerization activity; DNA-binding transcription factor activity, RNA polymerase II-specific. Gene Ontology annotation, biological process: regulation of transcription by RNA polymerase II. Gene Ontology annotation, cellular component: nucleus. NCBI's taxonomy places the organism in Eukaryota, Metazoa, Chordata, Mammalia, Rodentia, Sciuridae. The record is from RefSeq and is a predicted model, not a curated record.
GGGCCGGGCCGCGAGGAGCCCCCGCGCCCCCAGCAGAUCAUCCACAGCGGCCACUUCAUGGUGUCUUCGCCGCACCGCGAGCACCCGCCUAAGAAGGGCUACGAUUUCGACACGGUCAACAAGCAGACGUGCCAGACUUACAGCUUCGGCAAGACCAGCUCCUGCCACCUGUCCAUCGACGCCUCGCUCACCAAGCUCUUCGAGUGCAUGACCCUGGCCUACAGUGGGAAGUUAGUGUCUCCAAAGUGGAAGAAUUUCAAGGGCCUGAAGCUCCAGUGGAGAGACAAGAUCCGGCUCAACAAUGCCAUCUGGCGGGCCUGGUACAUGCAGUAUUUGGAGAAGCGCAAGAAUCCCGUGUGCCACUUUGUCACCCCACUGGAUGGCUCUGUUGAUGUAGACGAGCACCGCCGACCAGAGGCCAUCACCACAGAGGGGAAGUACUGGAAAAGUCGCAUUGAGUUUGUGAUCAGGGAAUAUCACAAGUGGAGGACCUACUUCAAGAAAAGGCUCCAGCAACACAAGGAUGAAGACCUCUCCAGCCUGGCCCAGGAUGAUGACAUACUGUAUUGGCAUAAGCAUGGGGAUGGCUGGAAGACCCCAGUGCCCAUGGAGGAGGAUCCCCUGCUGGACACGGACAUGCUCAUGUCAGAAUUCAGCGACACCCUCUUCUCCACACUUUCAUCACACCAGCCAGUGGCCUGGCCCAACCCACGGGAAAUAGCACAUCUAGGAAAUGCAGACAUGAUCCAGCCAGGGCUGAUCCCUCUGCAACCCAACCUGGACUUCAUGGAUACCUUUGAACCUUUCCAGGACCUCUUCUCUUCCAGUCGCUCCAUUUUUGGCUCCUUGUUGCCUACAUCUGCCUCAGCAUCUGUACCAGAUCCCAACAGCCCUCCUGCUCAGGGGAGCGUCCUGCAGACCUCUGCUCUGCCCACUGUGAGCCUUCCCGACAGCCUCAUCGUACCCUCUGCUGCUCCCUCCCUUGACCCCACAGGUGGGCAGGGCUGUGAGCGUGCUUCUCAGACUGAGGACCCGUUUACCCAGUCCCCGGACUUUGGUCCCUCGGAGCCUCCCCCAAGCGUCCCUCAGCCCUUCCUCCCCAUCUUUACCAUGCCCUUACUCUCCCCCAGCCCUGCCCCAGCCCCUGUUCCAUCUGCAUUACCUUUAGUUUCCUCUCCUGUCCCUGCCCUGAACCCCCCAACGCCACCUGCCUUUCUGCAGAAGUUUGCUGAAGUCAGCAAGUCGCCCCCUGUCAUCACCCACACGGCUUCCGCUACCCUCACCCACACAGCCUGCACCACCACCUUCAGCCAGAGCCAGGGCCUUGUGAUCACAGCCCGCCACCCCACCCCUUCCCCCUCCCCCUGUGGCCUGGCACUGUCCCCUGCCCCCCGGCCACCUGCUGUUGGGCCUCCCCAACCUCGUUUAACUUUUGUACACCCCAAACCUGUAUCCUUCACUGGAGGGAGGCCCAAGCAGUCCCCCAAAAUAGUGCCUGCUUCCAAACCCGAGCCCAGGUCCUUGGUGUUGAAGAACGCUCGCCUGGCCCCAGCUACCUUUCCAGGCCAGCCACAAGCAGUGAUCAUGACAUCAGGCCCUCUGAAGAGAGAAGGGAUCCUGGCAUCUACUGUGUCCCAGUCCAGUGUGGUCAUCGCACCUGCUUCCAUCGCUAGGGCUUCUGGAGUCACGGAGUUCCACAGCAGCGUCCUGGUGACAGACCUCAGCCAUAGCACGAGCAGCCAGCCCACCCCUGUCUCCCGGCUCUUCUCUCCGAGCACAGUGCCAGACUCCCUGGUGAAGGGCGAGCAGACCCAACUGCAUGGGGGCAGCCCCCAGGGCCCUGCCUCAGGGUCCAGUCGAGACUGCCCAAACUCAGGGAAGGCCUCUCCGUGUGCGUCAGAACAAAGCCCUAGUCCUCAGUCUCCCCAGAACAGCUGCUCAGGGAAAUCUGCAGACACCAAAAACGUAUUUGCGUUAAAGCACCGGCAUAUCUCAGCUGAGCAGAAGAGGCGCUUCAACAUCAAGAUGGGCUUUGAUACCCUCAACAGUUUAAUCUCCAAUAAUUCCAAGCUGACCAGCCAUGCCAUCACACUGCAGAAGACCGUGGAGUACAUCACCAAGCUGCAGCAAGAGCGGAGCCAGAUGCAGGAGGAGGCCCGGCGGCUGCGGGAUGAGAUCGAGGAGCUCAACAACACCAUCAUCUCCUGCCAGCAGCUGCUCCCUGCCACAGGAGUCUCUGUCACCCGGCUUCAGUAUGAUCACAUGAGAGACAUGUUUGACGAGUACGUGAAAAGCCGGAUCCUGCAGAAUUGGAAGUUCUGGAUUUUUAGCAUCAUCAUCAAGCCACUGUUUGAGUCCUUCAAAGGGAUGGUGUCCACUGGCAGCCUGGAGGAGCUGCACCAGACAACACUGUCCUGGCUGGACCAGCACUGCUCCCUGCCCAUCCUCAGGCCGAUGGUGUUGAGCACCCUCCGGCAGCUGAGCAUCACCACCUCUGUUCUGACAGACCCGUCCCAGCUGCCAGAGCAGGCAUCAGAAGCUGUCACCAGGAUUGGCAAGAGAUCGGGGGAAUCCUAGCCACCUAGAUGGCAUAUGACCUCAUGAGAUGCCUGGAGACCUGACCUGUCCCCGCUCUUCCUGACGCAAAGCCUUGGGCCUCCCUCUGCUCUACUGGCUGUCAGGAUGCCACGCUCAGGGCCUGCCUACAGCGAUAGCCCAUCUUGGGAACCCCUUGCUGUGACCUCCCUCUCAGCAACCUCAGUCACCAACCUCCCUGCCCACAGGGCAGCUGGACAAAGGGAAAAGCGCCUUUCUAGUCCUAACCUGCUGGUGGCCCAUCUGGGUCCUGGACCAGUGAGUGAAGCAGAUGGGACAAGGAGACAAAGCCUGAUCCUGCUGGUGGGAAACCUCGCGGGUCCCUCUGAGUUCCUGUCUUGAGACUUCCUGCUCCUCCACCCUCGGCUCCCUGCGCUCCUCUGGUUAUCCUGCCCGGGGCAGGCAGAGGACUUAUUCCUGCCUCUGACCCUGAUGGCGCCUGGCCCUUGUGGGUGACCUGGGCUUCUGUUCCAACUGUGGCUUGGUGGGCUGCCCUCUUCCACCCCACAGGCUGCUGGGGAAGUGCCUUCCUCGCAGACCCGUAGCACACAGGCCCAACAGAGGCGCAGAGCAUGCACAGCAUCGCCCAAGCGACUGCUCAGCUCAGAGGCCCUCCAGCUGCCUUGUCAGUUGUGUUUGGUCCACCUGGUGUUGCGUUCUCCUCAGUGCUGCUAGGGACCUGGCCCAAGGCCUGUGGGGGUCCUCUUACAGCUGAGGCCUCUGCCCUGAUCCCUACCUGGUGGCAGAAAGGGAGGCAUGCCCAGGGAAGUUUCCCUGAGUUCUGGCAUGCAAAAGGCCCAGGCCUUGCUGUGUAGUCAGCUGGCCGUCUUGUCUAGUGGGGGUCAGCUGGGAUCCCGAACAAGGGCAGGUCUUAGACCAUAUGUCAGCAUGCUCAAAGUCCAGCCCGUCUGUGUUUGGGGAGGAAGCUAAAUGCUGAGAGGAUCACCUCAGAGCUAUCUUCAGAUGUCCCCAGGUGAGACAUGAAGGACUGCACUCGGAUUUGGUACAAUGGAGGUGUGGCUGGAGGUGGCAGGCAUCCAAAGGUUCAGGGGUCCUGAGUGCACGCUGCAGCUGGAAGGGAUGAGGAAGGACAGCUGCAAGUGGCUGUACCUGAGUGCUCUCCCCAGCACUCAGGUUCCUCCUGGGAAGAACGUGCUUCUCUGAUCUGCUGUGAGGAUCAGAGCCGCCUUUCAACCCAGGCCUCCCGCCUGUCCUCGCCCUCAUGCCUGAAGGAGUCACCUGAGGAGGAAGCCCUGGGAUGCCCCUAAGUUCCACCCAGGCAGAGGCAGGGGUUCCAGCUCCACCUCAGCCUUGGUGGAUGGAGGACAGAGAAGGGGGUGUUUCUUUCAGCCACUGGCUGAGCCACCAUCUCUGUAGUGGGCCCUAACCAGCCAUCUGCUUUCCUGUCUGCACUUCUGCCCCGUGUAGAGCAGCUUGGUGGCACCCCUUAGCCACCUCAAAAAACAUGUUUACAGGCCGAGGGGUGAGCAAGGCAUGUGGGGGCCGGUGCUUUGUAUUCCACUGGGAAAUGGUAAUGGAAUCGAUCCCUUACCCCAGGAUAAAUUCAGAGUUCCCUUUCAGAAGUUAAGACCAUAUGUCAGCAUGCUCAAAGUUCAGCCCGUCUUGUGUUUGGGGAGGAGCCCCACCAGGAUCAGAAGGGAGAGAGGACAACCAGACAUUGCUGGGAGGGCCUUCUGGGGGACCCAGGCCCAGCCCUUCCCACUCCUGUGCCUUGUAACCUGCAGGUGAUGUAGUGGUGGCCAAGGCUCUCCUGAUCAGGGGGCUCCCACCCCUACUGGGGAGGAACUUUAAGAAAAAAAAAAAAAGUGGGAUGUGAAAUCAUCGGCCUCUUGCUUCAUGGCCUACCUCUCUUUUGCUGAAUUUACGUUCAUGAUUCAGCUAAGGCUGUUGGGUCCCGUGAGACCGGAGCGGGCGUGUGAGCGUGUGAGUGUGUGCGCCCUGGUGGACUUAGCUGGAUGCCCAUUUCUGUCUGGGGCUAACUUUAGUCUCUUGGUGCCUCUGCUUGCUGUGGCUGUAAGGCCGAAGUGUCGUGUCUCUGCUCCACAUGGGAUUGUCUCAUGACCUGGGAAUUUUCUUGGUUUAGAGUCUUGCCUGAUGAAUCUGGCCAGAUGGAAGGGCCUGCCCUUGACCUUUGUCCUGGGCUCCCUGGCUGGCGUUUGGGGCAGCUGAGGCCACGCUGCUGCCAGCAGCCUCCCGUAGCGGGAGCUUGUUUAUACACCUUCCCACCCCAUUCCUGUCCCCAGCCCCUGUCAAUGCUGACACUUUGAAGAGGAGAAAAUUGACCUGAAAAGAUAAAAACAGAAGGACGGCAGGCUUGACAGUCUCUGAAAAUGUUUCUGUGAAAUCUUCCGAAGCCAUCAGUGCCCACAUGCUGCUCAUUCUUUCGCUAUGAGUGGGAGACCACGGACGGGGCGGGUGCAGCCAAGGGGCUUUCUGAGAGUUGGCAGCAGGUCACACUCUGUCACCUUCCUGGGGCCCUAUGGCAAGUCAGCUGCAGUCCAGUGGUUUUUCACUCAGAAGUCAGCACCGAUGACACACUGGGUCUAGUGAAAGAAGGGUGGAGGGCUGUGGAGCCCAGUCCAGCCCCUGUCCCCUGCCACCCACAGAGGAGAGUCAGUGGCCAACGAGCCUCCGUGCUCUUGUGACCCGGUUUAAUCCCAUGUGCUGUACUGGGGUUCUGACCCCUCCCCUCUUCCAUAGCCUGGGCCUGAAUGUUUCUGUGCCAUGGCUGAGAUGACCACUUGGAUUCUCAGAGGACACAGUGCCCAGACCCUAGUUGCUCCCAGUGAAGGAGUGAGGUGGCUGGUAGCACUGGGCUGCCUGUUGUCAGAGCAUCCUGGGGUGUGUGAAGGGUCACAGGUCCUGGCCCAUGGGCUUACCCAGCCUCAGCCCAGGGCUCAGCUCUUCUCCCCACUGGCUCCCAGAUGGGCAGGCUUGGAGGGGACAUCACCCCUCCUUGCUUUCAGAAGUCCCUUCCCUUUGUCCUCAUCUGACCCUGGGGAUCCCUUUCCCUCUGCUGAACAGGCGCAUGAAGGUGCGAGUGGGGCCUUUCUCUACACUGGGGAAUCUGGCCUCUAGUUAGAAGCACCACUGCCAGUGACGGCUUUACAAAGUAUCUUCCUGCGGCCUCUGCAGGGGGCAGUGUUUGGGGAGCUGCCCACUGGGACACUCGGAGCAGCAGGAUGUGGCUUCAGACCCUGUCCCCUCAGUCCCUGUUAGUAUUAAAGAAGACUUGAACCAUGUCUGGCCACGUGUAGGGGCAGGACAGUGAGGGGAAAUGGAAGAGCUCAAUAGCAGUCUUGACAUUUGGACUGUCUGGUAGGCACCUUGGCCACCACCUACAGGCCACCUUGGGGUAGGUGGGCAGCUUCUCAAAGGCUCUAGGAAAAGGGGGUGGCCUUAAGAAACAACCCUAUCCUGUGCCUCCUGCAGGGCCAGCCAUGGGGGUGGGUGAGGCUGAGGACAGGCCUCCUCAGCUCACCCGACUGGACUGCUUGUUGCCACAUGCAAAAACCAACCUUCAAGAAAGAAGGGAACUUGUCACAUUGAAUGUAGACUUGUGUGUGUACCCACACUUGCACAAGCCUGCGUGUGUGCGUGUGUGUGUGUGUUUACUUCAUGGAAUUUUUAUAAAAUUCCUUUCCAGUUAUUUAGCAGAACUCAACCUCCAUCUCGCCUUCAGACUUUGGAUCCACAGUCAUCCUGGGCGAAGCAAUUUGAAGAGUUAGUUCUCUUGGGGUUUCCUAGUGAAGAUCUGGUGAGGGGUGGGAGACACCGAAGUCACACAUUUCCAGAGUUUACAUCCUGCAGGGAGGAAGGCCUGAAGGGCUCAGCCUGUCCCCAGGCCGCCUUCCUCCAGGGGUGCCCUAUUUGAAUCUUCACCGCCCGCCCUGGGCCAGCGGGCUCACCGGCUUGUUCUGCUACUCCACGGCCAUGGCUACAGCAUGUUCUGUUCUUUUCCAGGUUUCAGUUAUUAUGUACAUGGCUGUUUUUUUUUUCUUUUUUUUUUUUUUUUCUGUUGUGAACUUCAGUGACUGCAGGGCUCCUUUGAGGAGGUGGUUACACCUGGGGGUAUGAAAAUCCAAACCAGGAAAGGGUCUGGUUUGACCAGAAGCUCCUUCUGUCCCCAUCACCCCCAGCACGGCCCUUUGACACUCUGCUGUCGAAAUGCGUUUCCACCAGCUGUAUUCAACACUACAAUGCAUUUUUUAAACUAUAUUUGCAUUCAAGACAAUAAAAAAAAAUCUUAUUUUUUUGAAAA